Homalodisca vitripennis (glassy-winged sharpshooter) is the source of this 815-nucleotide messenger RNA. RefSeq lists its product as uncharacterized. Lineage: Eukaryota; Metazoa; Arthropoda; Insecta; Hemiptera; Cicadellidae. The transcript has 4 exons. The record is from RefSeq and is a predicted model, not a curated record. Bases 35 to 721 code for a protein of 228 amino acids.
GUCUUUUUAUGUUUCAGACUUAGAAGAAGACUUCAUGUCAGAGAUUGACAAGUUUUUCAAUGACAUAUUCAAUCCAAAGAAUCUGAAUGCACCGAUAGAACAGAAUUUGAAUGUCAUGACAGGAUUCAAAAUAUACAGUAUUUUAAAGAAAUAUAAUGGAGUUGUUCCUGACAAUAAUUUCUCAUUUCUCAAUAUUUUUACUGAAUAUGGAAAUCAAGAAAAACUAAAUACCUUACAAGAUUCGUUUCAGACCACGCUGAAAUUUUACUACAGUUAUUCCCGGGGUACGGGCAACCCUAAUAUAUUACAUCGUUCUUUGAAUACAUUUUUGCAAGAGGCAAACCCGAGAUUUAGAGGAAAUUCUGCCACAGAGUACCGUACCGUACUUGAAAGGUUUGUGGUACGAAAAACAAACAUAGCUAUACAAGAAUGGAUUUUAGACGAAUAUGAGAACAAAAUCAGAGGCGAUCGCAUAACAGUAAGACACGACCAAAUCUGGCCUGACUUAAGAUCAGAGAUGAGGUUCUUUGUUGGAAGUCAGGAAGAUGAACGGGCUUCAUCUGAUAUUGUUGUAAAGAAAGCAGCUGAAAUUUACUACAAGAAACUUUCUCAAGAAAUAUUAGAAACUUUUAGGUCAACAUGUAAAGAGAAGUCAAUAGAAGAAGUAGCUGAAUAUUUCACAGAGUGUCAGUGUAUCGAUUGUGAUUUUCAGACUAAAUAGGAAUUUCAAUGUACAAGAAAAUGUAGCAAUCUGGAUGGCUGAAAAACAUGUUCUGAAGGAUGAAUUUCUGAUGAUUUUGGUUGAGGUAAUUUGA